This is a messenger RNA of Dermatophagoides farinae (American house dust mite), 1757 nucleotides long. RefSeq lists its product as uncharacterized. The record is from RefSeq and is a predicted model, not a curated record. Gene Ontology annotation, cellular component: extracellular region. Gene Ontology annotation, biological process: canonical Wnt signaling pathway; neuron differentiation; multicellular organism development. Gene Ontology annotation, molecular function: frizzled binding; cytokine activity. Lineage: Eukaryota; Metazoa; Arthropoda; Arachnida; Sarcoptiformes; Pyroglyphidae.
CAUCAUCAUCAUCAUCAUCAAAUAAUGCGAUAAAAACAAAUAGCCCUUAUUAUAAUAGUCAAUUAUUAUCGAUACCAUUUCCAUCACAGCAACAGAUUUUAUAUCAACAUCCAAAUUUUCAAAAUUAUUUCAAUCAUCAUCAUCAUCAUCGUAAUCAUCAUCCAUCAACAACGACAACAACAACAACAACAAAUAAUGUACAACAACGGUCAAGUAGUGGUAAUAGCGGUGGUUCAUCACCAUCACGAAGAAAUUCAAUCAAUGUAUCGAAUCAAAUACCACGUAGUAUUAAUCCAAUGAUGAUUGAAACAAAUAUGAUACCAUCAAUGAAAGGAUCAAAAUGGUGGGAUAUUGCUCGUCAUUCACCACCAUCAUCAACUAUGAUUGAAUCAUCAUCAUCGUCAUCAUCAUUCGAUGUGGCUAAACAACAUAUGGAUGGCCGUCAUACAAAUGUAAUAUUACCAUCAAUAGGCAUGGGAUCAAAUUCAUUACAAUCAACAACAAAUCAGCUAUUGAAUACAAUGAAUUUACCAUUGAGAAAAAAACAACGUAAAUUAGUUCGAGAUAAUCCUGGUGUAUUGACAGCCAUUGCACGUGCAAUGAAAAUGGCCAUUAAUGAAUGUCAAACACAAUUUAAAGAUCGUCGUUGGAAUUGUCCGGUGAAUGAUUGGAAAAAAGGAAAACAUGUUUUCGGUAAAAUUAUUCAACGUGGAUGCCGAGAGACGGCAUUUGUUUAUGCAUUGACCAGUGCUGCAGUUGCACAUUCAAUUGCUAGAGCUUGUAGUGAAGGUAUGAUUGAAACAUGUACUUGUGAUUAUCGUUAUAAUCGUAAACCAUCCGGUAUCGAUUGGGAAUGGGGUGGUUGUUCUGAUAAUAUUGAUUUUGGCUAUAAAUUUGCCCGUCAAUUUGUUGAUUCAGCUGAACGUGGCCGUGAUUUACGUUUUGUAAUGAAUCUACAUAAUAAUGAAGCUGGACGAUUGCAUGUAUCAAAUGAAAUGAGACGUGAAUGUAAAUGUCAUGGUAUGAGUGGAUCAUGUACAUUACAAACAUGUUGGAUGCGUUUACCAUCAUUUCGUGAUAUUGGCAAUAAUCUUAAAGAUCGUUUUGAUGGUGCAUCACGUGUAUCGAUCAGUAAUGAAUAUCGUGGUUUUACCCGGAAAAUGAUGAAACAUGUACAAUUAAAACCAUAUGAAAGUGGCUAUAAAACACCCACACGUGAAGAUUUGAUCUAUUUUGAAGAAUCACCGGAUUUUUGUGUUCCAAAUCAUAAAUAUGGUGUAAUGGGUACACAGGGCCGUACAUGUAAUGCUUCCUCAAUUGGUGUUGAAGGUUGUCAUCUAUUAUGUUGUGGUCGUGGCUAUAUAACCGAAGAAAUUGAAGAAUAUGAACGUUGUAAUUGUACAUUCCAUUGGUGCUGUCAGGUCAAUUGUAAGAUAUGUAAAAUCAAGAAAAAAAUUUAUCGAUGCACCUGAACAUCAAUCAAUCCAAUCAAUCAAUAUUUGUUAAUGAUUCGCUUUGAUUACCAUUUUUGAUUGGCCACAUACACGCAUACACACCCAUACCUGAAAAUAUCUUGAUGGAUGGAUGGAUGAUGCACACAAUCCAUUUUAUCGUUGAUCAAUUUUUUCUUCUUAUUAUUUAUAUAAUUUUAAUCCAACAAAAAAUUUCAUUGUGUAUUUCCUUUUCCUUUCUUGUAUUUUCUUUUUUUUCACUGAAAAUGAAUUCAUGUGUACAAAAAAAAUAAAAAAAAAAAUCAA